This is a messenger RNA of Brassica oleracea var. oleracea, 1343 nucleotides long. RefSeq lists its product as uncharacterized. Lineage: Eukaryota; Viridiplantae; Streptophyta; Magnoliopsida; Brassicales; Brassicaceae. The record is from RefSeq and is a predicted model, not a curated record. The coding region runs from base 89 to 1204 and encodes 371 amino acids. The transcript has a single exon.
CCAGCACACGCACUCUGACGCUUUGUCUCAUUCGUUUUCGUACAGAAACCCUAAUUUCUCUCACCAUUUCCGUCGUUUCCCUUUCCACAUGGACAACAACAACGGCAUCCAGAGGAGAAGAGCUAUUGGGGAAGACGAUCAGACAAGCAAUCAACGCCGUCGAAAUAACCCAGCGGUAAUGGUGACGAACGAGCCUCAAAACGAACGGGUCCAGUCUGAAGAUGACAACAACAAUUGGAACGGAAGAAGAGUUUGGGAAGACGAUCGGGCAACGAAUCAAGUGGUGGUGAUGAACGAGCCUCGAAACGACGGCGUACAGACUGGUGACGAUGACGACGCACGCCUCCUUCCUCUUUCACUGAGUCUGCGACCACCAACAUCGUACUCCUCUCAGAUCGCGCCGAUGACGUCUCCGCCGCCGCUUCGUCUAGCACCACCGUCGCCUGUGAUGCAAACGUGGCCGCCACGUUACUUGAUGACGCGAUUCCCUCCGUCGUCUCAGCCUUAUUUCGUGACAUCGCCGUCGUAUCUGUUGUCAUCGUCGCUCAGCUACUCGACACUGUCUCGAGGAUCGUCAACACCGAUUCAGCCACCGUACGCUCCGUCGUUUGAUUUCCUCACUCCGGCAAGACCAGUAGCCACAGCGGUUGAGAGUACACGGCGGAGUUACAGAUCGCAAUCAAGCCGUAACCGAAAAGACGAAACAAUCCCGCCGCCGUAUCCAUGGGCGACUAACAAACGUGGAACGAUACAAAGCCUAGAGAAUCUCGAAUCGAAGCAGAUCACCACCAUCACCGGCGACGUACAAUGCAAGCACUGUGAUAAAGUGUAUCAGAUAAGUUACAAUCUGAGGGAGAAGUUCUCCCAAGUAGAGAACGUCUUCGUGACGCGCAAGAGGCUCAUGAGAGAACGAGCUCCCACGUUUUGGACUAACCCAGACCCGAUGAGAUGCGACCUUUGUGGCCGUGACAAGGCCGUGAAGCCGGUCAUUGCUGAACGGAAGAGUCAGAUCAAUUGGUUGUUUUUGCUUCUCGGACAGAUGUUGGGUUACUGUACGUUGGAGCAACUCAAGAAUUUCUGCAAACACUCCAGGAGUCACCGGACCGGAGCUAAGGAUCGUGUGCUUUACUUGACGUAUCUGGGUCUUUGCAGGAUGCUUGAGCCUAACCGUGAGCUCUUUAACCGUGAAACCUCUAGGUGGUAAGCUGGUAACUGGUAAGGUGGUAAGGUUGUUUCUAUCUUUUUCUUCUACUUGGAUUGUUGCUUUUUUAAUUCGGUACAUUUUAUGUUAAUAAUUGGGUGAAAAAUGCAAUUGUAUUGCAUGGAUUUGAUCCCUUUGUCGU